Molecule: messenger RNA, 804 nt
Organism: Balearica regulorum gibbericeps (East African grey crowned-crane)
Lineage: Eukaryota; Metazoa; Chordata; Aves; Gruiformes; Gruidae
Source: RefSeq, a predicted model, not a curated record
GCUGUGCGUGUUACGAAACCCAAAAUCCCAGAAGCCAUCCGAAGAAAUUUUGAGCUAAUGGAAGCUGAGAAGACCAAACUGCUGAUUGCAGCCCAGAAGCAGAAGGUAGUAGAGAAGGAGGCAGAGACAGACCGGAAGAAAGCGCUCAUUGAGGCAGAGAAGGCUGCUCAGGUGGCCAGGAUUCACUAUCAACAGAAGAUUAUGGAGAAAGAAACAGAGAAGCGAAUUUCUGAGAUUGAAGAUGCUGCGUUCCUAGCAAGAGAGAAAGCAAAAGCUGAUGCAGAGUACUACACUGCUCAGAAGCUGGCUGAUUCCAACAAGCUGAAACUUACCCCUGAGUAUCUGGAACUAAUGAAAUACCAAGCAAUAGCUGCCAACAGCAAGCUGUAUUUUGGUGACCGUAUCCCCAACGUGUUCCUGGAUUCCUGUGCCUUCCAGCAAGCUAGUCUGAGGACUGCCCAAGAAACCAGCCUUCCUUCACAGGAGGCCCCAGAGAACUCUGGAGAAAGCCACCUCAGAGCAAAGGAAAGUACUGGCUGACAGAGGUAGAAGAAUACCCGGUGUAGCUCAACAGCUAGCCCAGCUGUCAAUGGGGAUGUUGCCCUGUGCUGGUGGGACGGAUGCAGCGCAUGCGUGGACAUCUUGUGUAUAGGUGGCAGUUGGGUUGAUUUUCUUCUAGCAACACAUUGCAAGUGCUCUGCCUCUUCCGUUUCUUCCCCUAUUAAAUUGGUGCUUCCAAAUGAGGGAUAAUCCUGUACUAACAUACCUAUACUGGAAUAUUAAAAGACAGACACCAGGAAAGCC